CUCAGGUUCGCUACUCCAUCGAUUCGCUCCGACUCUCCCAGCCGUCCUGAGCCCCGGUGGAGUGGGGAUCCCUGUGUGAUUGAGAUGAGGAAACCAAGGCUGCAGUGGGUACAGUGACUCGCCUUCAAGCCAUCUCUUCAGCCGCAGGCGUCUCCCUGAAAGGGCCCCAGCAUGAACACGUCCCAGGGCACCGUGGGCAGCGACCCCGUCAUCCUCGCCACCGCCGGCUACGACCACACCGUGCGCUUCUGGCAGGCCCACAGCGGGAUCUGUACCCGCACGGUGCAGCACCAAGACUCGCAGGUGAAUGCCCUGGAGAUCACCCCCGACAGAAGCAUGAUUGCUGCUGCAGGUUACCAGCACAUCCGGAUGUAUGAUCUCAAUUCCAAUAACCCCAACCCCGUCAUCAACUACGAUGGAGUGAGCAAGAACAUCACUUCCGUGGGAUUCCAUGAGGAUGGCCGCUGGAUGUACACAGGAGGAGAGGACAGCAUGGCCAGGAUCUGGGACCUCAGGUCACGGAAUCUCCAGUGCCAGCGAAUUUUCCAAGUGAACGCGCCUAUUAACUGUGUGUGUCUGCACCCAAACCAGGCUGAACUGAUUGUUGGUGACCAGAGCGGCGCUAUCCACAUCUGGGACCUGAAAACUGACCACAAUGAGCAGCUGAUUCCAGAACCAGAAGUCUCUGUGAAUUCAGUUCACAUUGACCCUGAUGCCAGUUACAUGGCAGCUGUCAACAGUACAGGAAACUGUUACGUCUGGAACUUGACCGGAGGCAUUGGGGAAGAAGUGACUCAGCUGAUUCCCAAAACCAAAAUCCCAGCUCAUACGAGAUAUGCCCUGCAGUGUCGGUUCAGUCCUGACUCCACGCUCCUGGCCACCUGCUCAGCAGACCAAACGUGCAAAAUCUGGAGGACCUCAAAUUUCUCUUUGAUGACAGAGCUAAGCAUUAAGAGCAACAAUCCUGGAGAGACUUCGAGAGGCUGGAUGUGGGACUGCGCCUUUUCUGGAGACUCUCAGUACAUUGUAACAGCCUCCUCUGAUAAUUUAGCACGGCUGUGGUGUGUGGACACAGGAGAGAUCAAGAGAGAGUAUGGUGGACACCAGAAGGCUGUAGUCUGCCUGGCAUUCAAUGACAGUGUCCUGGGCUAGCCUGAAAGCCUCUCUGCUCUUGGACCUUCAGGGAACAGGAGCUGCUCAAGACUGCAGUGCUAGUUAAAGAAAUGUGGCUUCUGAACAUGGGAAAUCUCAGCUUCAACUCAAAGAGGAGUCCUAGCUCUACCCCCUUCUUGGUCUCAGGGCACUGGAGAAGGCUUCAUAGGAAUGGAACUGGGGAGAGUAAAGGGAUAGUGGGCUGAACUUCCCACUGCUAGUUCUAAGGCAGUUUUGUGCUGUCUGCCUCUUCUGGGGCCUUCCAUUGUGGUCAGGACGUUCCCUUUCUAUGCUUAUGUGUACAUAUAGAGUUCUUGGACAGAGAAAGUUGGACAUUAAAAAGCCAGUUUCAUCUGGUGUCUGUGCACACAA
Messenger RNA from Gracilinanus agilis (Agile Gracile Mouse Opossum), 1524 nucleotides. RefSeq names its product MTOR associated protein, LST8 homolog (gene MLST8). The transcript has 9 exons. The record is from RefSeq and is a predicted model, not a curated record. The coding region runs from base 172 to 1152 and encodes 326 amino acids. Gene Ontology annotation, cellular component: TORC2 complex; TORC1 complex. Gene Ontology annotation, biological process: regulation of actin cytoskeleton organization; TOR signaling. NCBI's taxonomy places the organism in Eukaryota, Metazoa, Chordata, Mammalia, Didelphimorphia, Didelphidae. Gene Ontology annotation, molecular function: protein binding.